Molecule: messenger RNA, 1288 nt
Organism: Pantherophis guttatus
Lineage: Eukaryota; Metazoa; Chordata; Lepidosauria; Squamata; Colubridae
Gene: MRPS10
Product: mitochondrial ribosomal protein S10
Biological process (GO): translation
Cellular component (GO): ribosome; mitochondrial small ribosomal subunit; mitochondrion
Molecular function (GO): structural constituent of ribosome
Source: RefSeq, a predicted model, not a curated record
UGAGUAGGGAAACUCCGUGGUAUCUUGGCAAGAGGAAGUUGUGGAAGGGCGGGCAAGAUGGCGGCGCGGGCGGCGUUGACUCUUUUAAGCCGGCUAUGGCAGGGGCCAGAAAAAUUUCUUGUAGCAGGCAAAGUUCCAUUAAAGCAACAUACCUUUCUUAAAAAUAAUCACUUGAUGUGGAUUCAGUCUUCAAGGGCCAACAAUAAUACUCAACAGCCCGCAACGAAUCAGUUGGUAUCUGUUUCUGAUGAGCCAGAUAUAUUAUAUAAAAGACUGGCUAUUUUAGUUAAGGGGCAUGAUAGAGCUGUGUUGGACAGUUAUGAAUAUUUCAUGGUUCUAGCUGCAAAAGAACUUGGUCUCUCCAUUGAAAAAAUAGAAAAGCCUCCUAGAAAGAUAGAAAGAUUAACACUUCUGAAAUCAGUACACAUUUAUAAGAAGCACAGAGUUCAAUAUGAAAUGAGAACACAUUAUCAGUAUAUAGAGUUAAAGAAUUUAACUGGUAGCACAGCCAAUGUUUACUUGGAAUACAUUCAGCGAAAUCUACCAGAAGGGGUUGCCAUGGAAGUCAAAAAGACCAAAUUAGAGAAACUUCCUGAUCAUAUUCGGAAACCUGUUUGGGAUGUCCUGCCUGAAGUAGAAGAAACCACAAUUACUUCAUAAAAACCUGGACUCUUUUUGUUUUAAUUUCCCUAUGGGUUAAUUAAGAAAUCAACAUGAAAUACCAUAAUUGUUUUAUAAAAUCAACCGAUUUUGAAAGAGCCCUGUAUCAGGGUACUUACAGGGAAUCUUUAUUACUUGACCAAAACAAGUAUUUGAACUUUACAAUGAAAGCUUAUUGGUUCAGAAGCAAUUAAAGAAAAAAAAAAGUGGACAUUUCAUCUGCACCAUAAUUUGGCUGAAGAUGUUGAAAAUGAUCAUGUCCCUGUAUAUUAUUAAAACAAAUGUUAUACCAAAUUGUUUAUCAACAUUUGAAAUGAUAAUUUGCUCCAGUUGUUUCCUAUAUAGAUGCCUUGACGAGAGAACCAUCAAACUUGUAAUAUUCUUAUCACUAACUAUAAACACUGAAAUAUUUUUAUGUAAUAUUUUUGAAAACAUUUAGAGCAUUUUCAAUAGGGAAUUAAUUGUAAUUCACUUACAAUGUUAGGAAACUGAGGAUGGAAGUAUUUGUAUGUAUUUGACAUGUUGAAUCAUUUAAGUUCCAUAUAUACUUUCUGUACCCAUGAUUGUAUUCAUUAAACCUCUAUAUUCAGCCAUUAAAAGCCAAACAAUCGGGGGUUUUAUACAAAUA